Pelobates cultripes (western spadefoot toad) is the source of this 13446-nucleotide messenger RNA. NCBI's taxonomy places the organism in Eukaryota, Metazoa, Chordata, Amphibia, Anura, Pelobatidae. The record is from the annotation of a GenBank genome assembly.
AUGGCGAAGGUGAAGAUGGGAGGUAAUAUGAAAACAAUAUUCAUCUUCAAAUACUAGAAGGAAAAAGGAAAUGGUUUGCCUACUGCUAAACACAAUACACAAUAGAUUACAGUUUUCUUCAAACAUUGGAGCCCAGAAAACGAGACUAAAUAAAUAUUACCCAUCUGAUAAUCAUUCAGCUAUUCAGCAUUAUGGAUAGGAAACAUUAGAACAAGUACAAUAAUGGGUAUAACUGAGAUAUUCUUAAAGAGGCAGUCUACACAACAUAAAUAUAGCUCACUCUGACGCCCCUCUCGGUUCCAUAUCAAACUUGCAACAGAGGGGCCGCCCCCUCCUCUACUGCACCAAAAAUGCACUUCAUAUUAUCAAUGUCCAUUUUGUCCAAUCUGGAUGACAAUGAUUGGCUAACAGUGCUGGGAUGACACGCCUCCAGAGAGUGUGAGUAGUUAUGUUGCUUAAAGUGCCUUAUUCAGGAAUAGCUUAUACUAAGGAGCCUGACCACUAAAUGUUUAAUGGCUCUGAGUUUGCAGCAGACAUAUAAUAUCGGGGGGAAAAGUUUACUAGGGGGAAAUUCUAAAAGUCGUCUAACUCAUUAAAGGGACAGUUUGGACACUAUAACAACUUCAUUAAACUUAUGUUUUUAUGGUGCAAGUCUUCAGUCCAGCACCUGCCAGCAUUGCACAAUAGCAUCCAUUCCAGUCCACGUAAUCCCUGGCUAAUUUAUAAAGAAUCCAUAUUGUCCUAAUUAAAGCAUUACCUGGGAUAGUCCAUGGAUCCUAAAGAUAAAAAUAAAUAAAAUUCUUUAUAAGUUAGUCAGGAAUUAUGUGAAUACAUUCUCUUGUGGUAGAAUGUAUUCUUGUUGCAAAAUGUAUCUAUUGAACUUUUAUUAAUAAGGACUGAAUAAGAUAUAAAACUUUUAUAAGACUGUAUAAACAUUGGUAAUAUCAAUAAGGGUAUAUAAGAGAAAGAAAAUUGGUAGACUUGGUAAGUGCUCUGAUGAAGCCUGAUUGGCUGGGUGAAACGCGUCAGUGAUUCUGACACUUUUGACAUAUCAUCACGCCAAUACAGAGGUCUGAAACCUGGAAGUAAGCAAUGAAUGUGGGGUCCGAAGCAGACAGACAGUGAAGGGACUUACUGAGUGGGAGAGCAAAAGACAUACUGGUUGCUAUUUGUAGAUUUAAAACCAUUCAAGUCCCACCAACAUUUAUGGUUGCACGCUUUGAUUGCAGUGCGGGGGGGAAAUUGUAGAUAAAUAUACCUACCGUAUGAGACUGCUAAACUUAGCAAGUGCACUCAAGCAACAAUUUGAAGGGGCACUAUAGUCACCAGAACCACUGGAACGCAAUGUUUUUUUUCCUAUGGGAAAGCACUGGAUUGGCUGAGAUCAUCAAGACUGAUGAUCUCACCCAUGCAGGAGGAGCCAGGCAGGGCCAGACACAACAAGACCGUCAUGAUGUAGGAAAAAAGUGAGUAAAAACACCUUUGCCAUGCGAUUAGAGGGGGGUUGGGGAUCUAAAUAGUUAAUUCACACUGUAGUGUUGGGAAUACAUGUUUGUAUUCCUGACACUAUAGUAUUGCUUUCAUGUGUGCAUAAAAUAUUAUUUUAAAACCGUAUGGUUUAAUUGGUUGUGUGAUAACUAAAGGUAAUUACACUGUGUAUGAUAACCACGUUUUUACUGCGGUAUUAAUGCUUGCAUCCACUCACAUUGCCACAACCAUUGUGAUAAUAAUUGUCACAGGUAAGUAUCUAUUUAAGCUAUAUAAAGUGUAACAAUGUAAGUAUGUACCUGAAGCUGACCUUGUUAUCCAUAUUGCUUGUUCCUUUAAAUAGACAAUUUUAAGUUACAUAUCAUUUAUGAGUCUGGUACACAGUGAAAACACUUGGAUUGGCUGAAUCGAUUUGUCCGGUCAGUUUGGGAUUCACCAAUGUUGCGUUUUGGAUCAGAUACAUUUCAUCAAUCCAAUCAUUUCAGGAAAAGGGAUUCAGAUGAACCAAACUGAUUGGAAAGGCCAGCAAGUGUACUGCAAAAUAUACACAUAAUAUAAAUAUAUGUAUUACGUGUACAUUUUGCUGUAAGCUGAUUCAUUCUACUGCCAUUUGGUUCACAGAUCAGGUGAGAAAUAGUAACUGAUGUGGGGGGGUGGGGGGGGAGAGAAUCAGUAAAAACUAGUCUCUAUUUAUAUAUUUUAUAUAUUAUUAUUUAUAUAGCACCAGCAAAUUCCGUAGCGCUGUACAAUUAGUGGACUAACAGACAUGUAAUUGUAACCAGACAAAUGGAUGCACAGGAACAGAGGGGUUAAGGGCCCUGCUCAAUGAGCUUACAUGCUAGAGGAAGUGGGGUAUAGUGACACAAAUUGUAUAAGUAGGGGUAAUGAAAUAGGUUGCUAGAAAUGUAUUCACUGGGAACUUAGUAGGUUAUUUUUGACAGUUGCAGGAGCGGAGUCAUGGGGGCAGGGAUGAAAGCCAAUGUUAAAUAGGGAUUUGGAUUGGCCGGACAGUGUGCUUAUGAGGGUGGUGAAGUAAUCUACUUUUGCAGAGGAAAGAGUUAGAGUGCAGGGGCGCAGCAUAAAUUUAUAGUGGAGGAAGUCAGGUGCAGAGUGAGACUUUCUCCAACAGCGUUCAGCAGUUCUGGAACAUUUUUUGAGAUAUCGGUUCAGCUUGGUGCACCAGGGUUGUAAUUGGGGGCGCUUGCUGUGUUUAAAUGUAGGAGGUGCCAUGAUGUCUAGUUGAGAAGAUAGAGUGGAGUUGUAGAGUGAGGUAGCAGAGUUAGGGCAGGUGCGGUUUGAGAUGCGUAAAAGGAGAGUUUGGAGUUUGGUGGAUAAAUGCUGGAGAUCAAGGCAGUGGAGGUUCCUGCGAGAUUGGAGAGUUGAGGGUGAUGAAAUUUGGGUACAGGGUAUAUUCUUUUCACUGUUUCUUCUUUUUUACCCCCACUGCUCACUUAUCACUUGAUCUGUGAAUAAAAUCAAUAUUUAUUUGCCGUCCACUAACCAACGAUCCUCAUUUUUCCGAUCAAUCAUUUUUGGCGCUAACGGCAGAUCUCUGAAUAACAAAACAAUCCAAACUGUUUGUCCAUUUUAAUUGUUUUAUGCUUUAUGUUCCAUAUGAUGUUUGGAAGUUACAGAAUUCGGACCAACUGCCUAUCACUCAGAAUUUGGGCAAAUAGCGUUAAGUUUGAAACCAAAAGCACAAGGUUUAUCCACAGAUCCAUGUGUACAUCUUCUACCAACAGCCUGUGAUUCUAAUAGAGUCUAGAAUUGCUGUUUACUGAAGAGCAACCCAGCCACCACUAUCAGUACUCUACAAUCAACAAUAUAAAUGUAUGCAAUGCAUUACUGGGAAUAUUAUAUGUAAUCAUUUAUGGUUUGACUGCCAUAGUUCACUGUUAGAGCUCUUAAUCUCUUGGAUAUAUAUGAUUUUCAGGGCAAGAGCAGCUAUUUGCAGCUUGCAUUUAUAAUAAUUUAGCACACACUCCUUAGUGCAAUGUAUGUUGGGAGAAGAGCUGAGGUGACAGUAGCAGGUUUUGUCUCCUCAGGUCCUCUCUCACCAUAUCAUUAUCCAGAUAAGUGUCUGCACCUGCUGCCCAGAAUGUUAACUCCCUCCAGAUCUGGGGGAACAAAGGCAUGUAUGUCUCCAUGCUUCCCUAAGAUUAAAGGAUCCCUACCACCAGUCAUAAAUCUAGUCAUAACUUUAGACUCAAUCUUAAACCUUUUGCAUAAUGGCCAAGGAUCGGGAAAAUACGGCAGAACGUUGAGAAGAUAUUAUUUUCCUCUAUUACAUACUUCAGUAAUAUGUACCUCUUAUAUAACAUGAUUCUUUAAAAUUUCACACCUUAACCCUUUUAGUGCACUGUAGUGGUUAUGGUGCAAUGAAUGUCCUGGUGCCACACUGUAGUGUAUGUACUGGGAUAGUUUGUGAAAACUCUGACAACUAACCUGAGGUCUACUGGAGAAGCCAAGAUAAAAUUACAUGCAAGGAAAUUCUAUAACAACAUGUAAAGAUCUGAAUUCUGGAAAGACCAAAAUGCAGAGCACCCACUGUUCUUGGGCUGCAGUUCCCAUUAUUUACUCCCAGUGUGAAGGCUGACAAUGCAUGAUGAGGAUUGCAGUUGUCCAUGUAGAGGGUGUGUUUAAUUUUGGCCACACCCUGCUUUAAUGUCUGCUCCUUAUUUAGGACAUGUCCUGUUUGUUUUUCUCAUGAUGUAAACUCUAAAUGUGUUGUUGUUUUUUUUGUUCUGUUUUUCAGCCAAACCAAAGGUGUACCAAGGAGUUAGAGUUAAGAUCACGGUUAAAGAAUUGUUGCAACAAAGAAGGGCUCUCCAAGCAGAAAAGAAUGUUUCAGUAAGAACCUUUGUCCCAUUGCUGUGUUAGCAGAGAGGGUGGUAUUGGAGCUGGGUGUUGAAAUAAAACUAGCUGCUAUUCUUACCAGCUCUGCUCAUUAGACACACAGCUCUGUUUGCAUUUCUCACCUAGCAGAUCCUAGGCCAGAUAUGAGUAAUUAUUAAUAGGACUGGUUACUGUACUUUGUGUAAAGAGGAUAACUUCUUUGUUUGGCUUGUGUGUGUGGCUCCAGAAAUAUGUCCAACACUCUGAAUGAUGGGAAGGAAGAGAGAGAGAGAGAGAGAGAGAGAGAAGGAAAUAUGAGAGAGAGAGAGAGAGAGAGAGAGAGAGGGAAAGAUAAUAGAGAGAGAGAAAUAAGGAAAUAUGAGAGAGCGAGAGAAAGAAGGAAAUAUGAGAAAUAUGAGAGAGAGAGAGAGAGAGAGAGAGAGAGAGAGAGAGAGAGAGAAGGAAAGAUAAGAGAGAGAGACAGAGAAAGAAGGAAAUAUGAGAGAGAGAGAGAGAGAGGGAAAGAUAAGAGAGAGAGAGAGAAAGAUAAGAGAGAGAGACAGAGAAAGAAGGAAAUAUGAGAGAGAGAAAUAAGGAAAUGUGAGCGAAAGAGGGAAAGAUAAGAGCGAGAGAGAGAGAAAGAUAAGAGAGAGAGAGAGAAAGAGAGAGAGAAAGAAGGAAAUAUGAGAAAUAUGAGAGAGAGAGCGAGAGAGAGAGCGACAGAAACAGAGAAAGAAGGAAAUAUGAGAGAGAGAGAGAGAGAGAGAAGGAAAGAUGAGAGAGAGAGACAGAGAAAGAAGGAAAUAUGAGAAAUAUGAGAGAGAGAGAGAGAGAGAGAGAGAGAGGGAAAUAUAAGAGAGAGAGAGACAGAGAAAGAAGGAAAUAUGAGAGAGAGAUAAUAGAGAGAGAGAGAGAAAUAAGGAAAUGUGAGCGAGAGAGAGGGAAAGAUGAGAGAGAAUAAGGGAGGGAGAGAGAGAAAGAAAGGAUGAAAGAAAGAAAGACAGAAAGACAGAAAGAAAGAAAGUCACAUAUAUGUUGGGUGAAAGAGAAAAAAAGCAACAAGACAGAAGGUGGCUGAGGACUAGGAGACAGAGAUAGAAAGAAACAGAGACAGACAGACAUAGAGACAUGCAGCAAGACAGAAAGAAAGAGGCAGAAACAGACAAACAGAAGGAAAGACAGUGCUACAGGCAUAAAACUGUCAGAAGGACAAGCAGAUAGACAUACAGACAAAGACAGAGAGACUGGCAAGUAGACAUACAUACAGAUAGACAGAGAAACAAGCAGAUAGACAUACAGACAAAGACAGAGAGACUGGCAGGUAGACAUACAGACAGAUAGACAGAGAAACAAGCAGAUAGACAUACAGACAAAGACAGAGAGACUGGCAGGUAGACAUACAGACAGAGAAACAGGCAGAUAGACAUACAGACAGAAAGACAGAGAAACAGGCAGAUAGACAUCCAGACAGAAAGACAGAGAAACAGGCAGAUAGACAUACAGACAGAAAGACAGAGAGACGGGCAGAUAGACAUACAGACAGAAAGACAGGUAAAUAGACAUACUGACAGGAAGACAGAGAGACAGGCAGAUAGACAUACAGGCAGAAAGAUAGAGAGACAGGUAAAUAGACAUACCGACAGGAAGACAGAGAGACAGGCAGAUAGACAUACAGACAGAAAGACAGAGAGACAGGCAGGUAGACAUACAGACAGACAGAGAGACAGGUAGAUAGACUUACAGACAGGGAGACAUACAGACAGAAAGACAGACAGAGAAACAGGCAGAUAGACAUACAGACAGAAAGACAGAGAAACAGUCAGAUAGACAUACAGACAGAAAGACAGAGAGACAGGUAAAUAGACAUACUGACAGGAAGACAGAGAGACAGGCAGAUAGACAUACAGACAGAAAGACAGAGAGACAGGCAGGUAGACAUACAGACAGACAGAGAGACAGGCAGAUAGACAUACAGACAGAGAGACAUACAGACAGAAAAACAGACAGAGAAACAGGCAGAUAGACAUACAGACAGAAAGACAGAGAGACAGGCAGAUAGACAUACAGACAAAGAGACAUUCAGACAGAGAGACUGGCAGACAAUACGUGGAGAAGAAUGAAUGUGUAAUUGAAGCUAGUUAGUCAGCUGAAGGUAGUUACAGACCAUAUAUUAACACGCUUACUAUUAUAUAGAAACAAAGUAUCAGAGUAUCACACUACCCGUGGGUUAACAGCCGCACAAUUUAAAACAUACUUUAUAUAACUUGUUUUCAAAACAAACAAACACGCAAACAUUACUGCAGCUCAGUUGGGCACUUUGUCCAACUUUGUGUUUCAUUUUUGCAAUAUGAUUUUCAAUCUACUACAAUCAGCUGUAAAGAGGGUGGAAUUGCAUCUUGGUAGGAGAUAGCAAUAAUUCACAGUAUUCAUUCUAACAUGCUUUACACAUAAACACAUCCAGUUUCUCAGUUUCCCAGUGACUGUAAACAUUUUAUAAAAACUCUGGAUACAAAAUGAAUAAAAAAUAAAACCCAAAUCAUAAACACAUACAAAAGAAACGAAAAAAAAAAAAACUACUAUUGUAAAAUAUCUGCAGCCAGGAUUAUAUACAUUAGAGGCUGCCAGGUAAAUCGUUCUCCUUCCUGGUUCGUGACACUGAAAGCAGGGAUCUGUUUUACUGCUAACAAUAGCAGAACACUCCCAUUCAGACAGUGGGACUUUAAGAUUCCCUUCCCUCUGAUUACACAGUUAACACCCAACUACACCGCAGUCCCUUUAAACAUUAACCAUCUGUGUGCUGGAACAGGCGAGCCCUUUAACUCCAGAAUUCUACCGGGAUCUAAUUAGGAAUCUAAACAUUUGAAACCAUGUGAAAUAAGCAGCAAUACUCCAUUGCCAUGAUUUUAUUGUAUUUAUUCAUACAUGUGAUUAUAAAUCUAUCAUACAUGUAUCACAUUAUUCUGACCCAUCUUCAAACUAGGCUGGCUCUGUUUGUCUGUGUGUGAAGUGUAGCAUCCGUUUGUCUGUUUUAUUUAUUUUUGUAUUCGUGGGGCUUUUUCAAACAAAAAAUACAGAGCUGUAUAUCUAUUUCUUUAAAUGUUUUUGUGUAUGUUAUGUGCUUUGUUGCCCAAUUCUUUGUGAUAUAAUAAUAAAUAUGCAGAGCUCUAUCGCCUGCAAAAACAAAGUAAUUUUUAUUUAAAAGGAUCGAAUUCAUGAUUUGCAGCCAAGGGCAUCAGCCUCAGUGAAGAUCCUCUCCUUAUGUCUGCGGUGUAAAUAUAAAGAAUAAUUUCAGUACACUUACCUCUCAGUGCUUUAAAACCCCCAGUAGGAUGAUUUCAGUUUCUUCCAAAUAAUAAAAAAAAAAAUGUAUUAAAAUAUAUUGUAUUGAUGUGAGAUAUCUCCCUCAAAUAAUUUUCUUUAAAAAUGAAUAUAAUUUUUUUUUGCUUAUUUAAAAAAAUAAAUAAAAAUAAUUAUAUUAAUUCAUAUUUUACAGGAAAACCAGGAGCAAAGAAUUCAGAUUUGUGAUCCAUCCCCUCUCUAUUCAGGUUGGUGAGAAAAAAAAAUCAUCACAGCAAAGUCACAGUGAAAUCUUUUUUAACAUAGAAGUUUCAAAGCUUAUAGCCUGGACUUCAGAUCCACUCAAUAAUUAUUCCAACCAAUCAGAUCUGGAAAAGGGUAAAAAGGAAUGCAGAUGAGGGCAACAGGAUAGCCAUUUAAGGUUGUUUUAUUUUAAAUACCCCCAGUUUGCAUAUUUUAAUCUGCUUGCCCAAACAAAAGGUUCUCUUGGGAGUUGUUGUUUUAAAUAUAUAUAUAUAUAUAAAAAAAGCAUAUUCCUGGUUUUAAAAUGAUUAGACAGAUUUCUUUGUUGAAAAAAAUAAAUAAAAGAGACUUGAUCAUGUUAUCUUUUCCUUGUUAAGAGCACUGCCCCUUUUACACUGUGUCUUAAGUCAUGUUCAAUUGCUGAUCAUUCAUAACAUAAAAAUAAAAACAUGAAUAUGAAAGAAUGUCAACAUUUUAUUUAUCACUGAGCAAUAUAGUUAUAACAAGACUUUACACAAUUAUCAAUUGGAUAUGCCUUUUAAAUAUGGUUCUAUGUGCCUGAGUGACUCCAAAUUUAAUUUAUCCAGCUCAAAUCCAAACAUCCUCAUUUUGUUAGUUGUAGUGUGGCUUAUAUUCUGAUCAUUUCUAAAUGGUUAAAAAAUAAAAGUCAGACAUAUUGUCAUUCAUUCACAUUGUUUUCCCUUUAAUUAUGAUUUGUAAUAAAAUUUUAGGGUAAAUAAAGUCUUGAUCUAAACAAAGAAACAAUGUUUUGAAGUUGUGUGUUUUUAUUAUGAGGGGCAAUAGUUUAUUGACUUAAGCUGUUCUGACAUAUGCCACAAACUAUAAUUCUGCUGUUCAAAUCAAACAGGUUUAUGCAAAUGAUAGCUGUUUAUUGCGUUUGAUAUGCAAAUAUAUGGUUGUGUGCAUUAAACUGACUAUGGUAUUUUUUUUUUUUUUAAUCCUAGACAUUUAUAAUGAUUGUCAAGUUAUACCAACUGCACCAAGCUGUCACUUUCAGACCAACCAACUCCCAAAUUGCAUUUCUCAGGAGGAACCUUUGAGCUUUUUGGAUCAGUUGUUUGUGAAUGCUUACCUUCAACCAGAACCCCACACAGAAAACACUUUCAACUUCAUGGAAAAUGCAUCUCUUUGUUCACAUGAAGACAAUAUGCAGCCUGCUCCAAUCUUCAGACAGAACAUGGUAAACUUAAUAAUUAAUCAUUUUCACAUGUUACAUUGAUACAAUACCAAUGUAGGCACAUUUAACCACAGGAGGGAUCUCCACAAAGUCAGUUAGCUAUGUCAUUAAGUCAGAUUCAGAGAAUACAGGGAGGACAGAAUGCAUUGGGCAAAUAUCUAAAAACAACAAAAUUAUCAUCAAAAUGGGGAAAAUCAUGCUAAUUGUGCAGUGUAGAAGCCUGUUUCGUGACAUGUGACUUACCAAGAUUGUCAUGAAAUAAAGGAAUUUGGCUAACAACUUGACUUGAAGGGGUUAAGGAGGGAUCCUUGUUAAAUUUAAAAAAAAAAUUGUAUUUUAUUGUUAUAUUAUUCAGCUGCUCUCUACUGCUCCUUUGUGACAGUCCUGCUUUUUGCAUCUAACAUCUAGAGAUAUUUUAGACAUCUAUUGGGAUUUCAGUGUGAAAAUCUCAUUGCUUGAUAACUCUAAUAGCACAGAAUGUUCAUAUGUCUUUGGGGGUCUCAGUAAGCAAUGAGCUGUGACAGGUUUAUAACAGACUUGCUAAAUGUAGAUUAUGAAGGUCUAUCUGAAAAAAAUUCUCCAACCUUGGUAAAGAUUUUUAUCAGCACACCACAAGCACAGUUUAUAGAAUUAGACCCCUAAAUUAAAUUUUACUACUUCUACUAAGUUUAUGAGUGAGUUGAAAAAACUCUGAGAUUAAACUUUAUUCCCUCUCAGCAAGGUUGGAGAUUGUAUCCUACUGAACUGCUUUGACUAAUCUAUUUUGGCUCACCUCACGCAGACUAACCGGGUUAACUCACUAAAGAGAGAAUUUCAGGGAAUUCACAGUACAUUUCAAAUGUGAGGUCCAGACUUUUAAGGGCUUAAAUUGUAUUGCUAAACUGGAAAAAUUCUCCCAAUCUUCUUUGCUUCCAAUUGUUCACUAUGAAUUCAUGGAAAUACAUUUGCUAAAUAAUCCUGUAAUUAUUUAAUGUAUAAAUCCUAGGAAUCUUCAUUGGAUUUAUUCAAAAAAAUUUCUUUAUUAUAAUUUCUGUCUCCGUAUUGUUAACUAUCUUAAAAAUGAUUUUUAGAAACAUAGAAACAUAGAAACAUAGAAUAUGAUGGCAGAUAAGAACCAUUCGGCCCAUCUAGUCUGCCCAAUUUUCUAAAUACUUUCAUUAGUCCCUGGCCUUAUCUUAUAGCUAGGAUGGCCUUAUGCCUAUCCCACGCAUGCUUAAACUCCUUUACUGUGUUAACCUCUACCACUUCAGCUGGAAGGCUAUUCCAUGCAUCCACUACCCUCUCAGGAAAGUAAUACUUUUCACUUUCUUAUGUCUGAUGAAUAAAGGGGCCAAACUGAACAGAGGUGAAAAGCAAACUGCCUCAAAAGUCUGACAUGCUGAAGAGUGAUUGCGAUCUAACCCUUUCCAAUCAGAUAAAAUUUCAGUGUCGUUUACCAAAUUUGCCAAAUUUAUUUAUAGAAAUCACUUUGUGGCUGCGUUUUUUUUCAAAUCGCCUUUAUCCGAUAACGUUAUGUUCCUCUGGGUGAGCCGUACGAUCGUCAAACUUGUAUGCUACUCAGAUGUCCCACCAGGAGGGACAUACGAACGGAAAGAGAAAAUUAAAAUGUCCCUCCCUGUGGGACAGUCGAGGGGAAAGGGUUAAUAAAUCGAAGGGUUUACUCACAAUAAUUUGAUACUGUCUUUUUCAUAAUUUCGUAUUUACAAAAAAGAAAACAGCAGUUGCAAGUGCUAAAAUGAUUAAAAGUAGCAUUUUCCAUACUCACACAGAGUUAUUCAGUAAAGUGAGAAUUCCAAGUGAAUUUGAACUGAAUUACAAAUUUAAAAGGUCAAAUAGUCAAACUGGAAAAUGUCAUUAUUUCAAUGGAAUUCUAAUUUUAAUCAAUAACUAUGAUAGUAUCUACAAGGUACGUAGUAUGGGUAAGUAUGGGUAAGUAAAGAACAAGGACCUAACAUGACAAGUAAAGCUGUUUUAAACAGACAUUUAAAUAACUCUUUGCAACUGAUUGAUUGCCUUGCGUUGACCCUUGAAGACCUCUCCAUCCUUCAUGCCAUACAAGUUGAUUGAGCAAUAUAUCUUUAGGAAAGCUAAAGGUAUAUGAAGUUAAAUGAUUGUAUGGUCACUAAAGCAGCUCUGUUACCUCUGGGAUCUUUACAUACUCGAUGUGCAGUAACUCAGGGCUGAAGCUAAAUGAAGAUAUACUUAGCUGAAACGGUUCCUCACAAACAUUGCCAUCUUCUUCUGGACUCUGUCUCCAGCUCCUGUUGAUUCAUCUUUCCCAAGCUGGCAUCACUCUUAUACUCUUGUACAUGGGAGUUUCCUGCAUGAGACUGUGGGAACCUCACAUGCAAUGUGCAAGAUGAUGUCUUUUUCUAUAGACCUUUUAAAGUGUGGUGAUAGACAUCCCAACAUUUGUCAUGUUUUGUCACUCGCCCAUAAGACAAAGCAGUCAUUACUUAUGAAAUCUAUUAAUUGCUUUCAAUUCAACCCCAAAGCAGUCAACAUGAUCAUUUCAUAAAAAAAAUAUCUUUAGUGAAUACUAAAACCUUAUGGAGGUACUUUAAACUAGUGGGGAAAAAGACCAAAUUUGAAAGGGUUUUCUCAGAGGGACUUAGGUUUCAGGUUAGGGCAGUUAAUAAUUAUGGGAAACUAGGGUUAGAAAGUAAUCAGGUUAAGGAGGACCUUAGGUUAGAGAAAACUGCAUUCAAGGUACUGUUGACUGUCUUCUUUGAUUCAUCUAAACAAUCAGAACGUCUAUUGGUGUACAUUGUUUUAUUUGCAAUUUUUUAAUGAAUCUACCUAAUCUAAUUACUGAUUACCUUAUUUUUGCAGUUUCCCAUUUAUAUGGAUCAUGAUGCCUUUUAUAGAAGUCAUGAUAAGACAUUAAGACAUUAAGUGAUUAUAAAUUAUAUUUAAAUGCAGUAUUUUAUGUUACAGGCUCCAGAAUCACCUUCAGAUUCAUCAGAUUUAUCAAACUCAUUUGACUAUUCCCCAACCCAGCAAGAGAUAGGCUUCGCCCCACAGAGCUUCAGUUCUCCAUCUUACGAGGAGCCUAGAAGUUGCGUCUUUUCAAAUGUGGGCUAUCAUUGCCAACAGAGAAAUGGAGCCACAUUCUGUUACUGUGAACACUGUAGCCCUGUGUCACAGCAAGAAGAGGCACAGGUACCAAAUACCUGUUAUUACAACUACACAGACUGUAUUGAAUAUAUCCCAUCAUCGACUGUCACAGAAGACUUCUUUACAAGGGAAAUCAGCAACUUUGAUUUGUGUUACAGUUAGCAAAUGAAGUCUGAUGAAGUGUGCCUAUUAACGCAUAUUGCCUAGGUUAUUUGUAAAUGCACUGAAACAGUUAUACAUAUAUUCAUCUCUAAUUAAAAAAACGAAACAGGUUCUAUACACUAAAUCAAUCACACCUCUGACAUAAAUGCUCUAUAAUUCAUUAUAUCUACUGACCUAAUCAUCAAAAGGAUCCUAAACCUAUGUUUCCUGGUUUUGUGGAAGACAAUGACCAAAAUAAGUGUGUCAAGUGAGUUAAAUCACCCUAUUAACAAUGUCACUGCAAUUAUCGCACUUUAAUCUCAACUGAAAGUGAUGCUUUAGUAACAAUGCCAGAUUGUUGGUUUAAGCUACUCUGAUCUAUCUUUAACCACUCCAUGAUCAAAAAAGUUAUUUUUGUAUUUAAUCUUGAGCUACUCCAGCAGAAGGCAGUUUACUUUUGGAAUCAGAGCUCUAAUUGGAGACUUGUACCAUAUAUCCAAUAUUGGCCAUUUUAUUGAAUUCAAAUGAGGUUUUGAAGACUUUCAGCGAGCCUCAGUGUGAAUAUUUACUCUUGAAGGCAUUUAAGAAGAACCCGAGAUCUUUAAACAAAUUGCGAACAUUAUAAAUUGCUCAUUUGCACUUUUGCUUCAACUGUUAUUACAUGUGUUUCCUUAAAAUAACUGGAGUAUAUGGGGCCUUUUGACACAUAUGUGAAUUUAUAAUGUAACAAUACCUUUGGAAGAUCAAAAAGAACUCAUAGUCACCUUAACUUUCUCAAACUUGGAAAUGAAAUAGAUAGGGCAUUUAAUUUCUCCCCCAACUCGCAGAACCGAGAUACCACCAAACCAGUCACAAUCUUCUCAGGUUAGUUUCUUCGAAUUCCAAAUUAUGCAGUUUUUUUCUAAAUAUUCUAGAAGACAAUUUUUGUAGGAACUUCAUGGAUUUUUUUAAUGAAAAUAUAUUUUAGUAGAUUAUACUCUUUUGUACAAUAUGCUUGAAGAAACUAAUAGAAAAAGGUGGGCUAUGGAAGCUGGAUUAUCAAAUAUUCAUUUAUGUUUUUCUUCCUAAAUUUGUGAUUGUAAAUCACCAUGCACAAAAUCAUUUAUUGCUAUAAAACUUGUCUGUCC